This is a messenger RNA of Castor canadensis (American beaver), 2773 nucleotides long. RefSeq names its product Rho GTPase activating protein 42 (gene Arhgap42). Gene Ontology annotation, molecular function: protein binding; GTPase activator activity. Lineage: Eukaryota; Metazoa; Chordata; Mammalia; Rodentia; Castoridae. Gene Ontology annotation, biological process: signal transduction. Gene Ontology annotation, cellular component: cytoplasm. The record is from RefSeq and is a predicted model, not a curated record.
CGCGCCCCGCCCGCCAGCCGGCCCCGAUCGGCCCGGCCGCAGCCAUGGGGCUGCCCACCCUGGAGUUCAGCGACUCGUACUUGGACAGCCCGGACUUCAGGGAGCGACUGCAGUGCCACGAGAUCGAGCUGGAGCGGACCAACAAGUUCAUCAAGGAGCUCAUCAAGGACGGCUCCCUGCUGAUCGGGGCGCUGCGCAACCUGUCUAUGGCAGUGCAGAAGUUCUCCCAGUCACUCCAGGACUUUCAGUUCGAAUGCAUUGGUGAUGCAGAAACGGACGAUGAAAUUAGUAUUGCUCAGUCACUAAAAGAAUUUGCAAGGCUGCUCAUUGCAGUAGAAGAAGAACGGCGAAGACUGAUUCAAAACGCUAAUGAUGUAUUAAUUGCGCCACUUGAGAAAUUCCGAAAAGAACAGAUAGGUGCUGCAAAAGAUGGAAAGAAGAAGUUUGACAAGGAGAGCGAGAAAUACUACUCUAUUCUUGACAAGCAUUUGAAUUUGUCUGCGAAGAAAAAGGAAUCUCAUUUACAAGAGGCAGAUACACAGAUUGACCGAGAACAUCAAAACUUCUAUGAAGCAUCAUUAGAAUAUGUCUUUAAAAUCCAAGAGGUUCAAGAAAAAAAGAAAUUUGAAUUUGUUGAGCCGCUUUUAUCAUUCCUCCAGGGUUUAUUUACUUUUUACCACGAGGGAUAUGAACUUGCCCAGGAAUUUGCACCCUACAAGCAACAGCUGCAGUUCAACCUGCAGAAUACGAGGAAUAACUUCGAAAGUACUCGGCAAGAGGUGGAGCGAUUGAUGCAGAGGAUGAAAUCUGCCAACCAGGACUACAGGCCGCCCAGCCAGUGGACGAUGGAGGGCUAUCUCUACGUCCAGGAGAAGCGCCCACUUGGUUUCACAUGGAUUAAACAUUAUUGUACAUAUGAUAAGGGAAGUAAAACAUUUACAAUGAGUGUUUCAGAAGUGAAAUCCAGUGGGAAAAUGAAUGGCCUUGUGAGUAGCUCACCGGAAAUGUUUAAAUUAAAGUCAUGUAUCCGACGAAAGACAGAUUCCAUUGACAAAAGGUUCUGCUUUGACAUAGAAGUAGUCGAGAGGCAUGGAAUUAUCACAUUGCAGGCUUUCUCUGAAGCUAACAGAAAGCUCUGGCUUGAAGCCAUGGAUGGAAAGGAACCGAUUUACACCCUGCCUGCCAUAAUUAGCAAGAAAGAAGAAAUGUAUUUGAAUGAAGCAGGGUUCAACUUUGUGAGAAAAUGCAUCCAAGCUGUGGAAACAAGAGGCAUCACCAUUUUAGGCCUAUACCGAAUAGGAGGAGUGAACUCCAAAGUUCAGAAACUCAUGAACACCACGUUUUCUCCAAAAUCACCUCCUGAUAUUGACAUUGAUAUUGAACUGUGGGACAAUAAGACCAUAACGAGUGGGCUGAAAAACUACCUCAGGUGCCUUGCAGAACCACUGAUGACUUACAAGUUGCACAAGGAUUUCAUCAUGGCUGUUAAGUCAGAUGACCAGAACUACAGGGUGGAGGCUGUACAUGCAUUGGUGCACAAAUUACCUGAGAAAAACAGAGAGAUGCUGGACAUCCUGAUAAAGCAUCUGGUCAAAGUAUCACUGCACAGCCAACAAAAUCUCAUGACUGUCUCCAAUCUCGGCGUCAUUUUUGGCCCCACUUUGAUGAGAGCUCAGGAAGAAACUGUGGCUGCUAUGAUGAAUAUUAAAUUCCAGAACAUAGUGGUUGAGAUUCUCAUAGAGCACUACGAAAAGAUUUUUCAUACUGCCCCAGACCCAAGCAUUCCUCUCCCUCAGCCUCAGUCUCGAUCGGGAUCCCGAAGGACACGAGCCAUCUGCCUCUCUACAGGUUCUCGGAAACCCAGGGGAAGGUACACUCCGUGCCUGGCGGAGCCUGACAGUGACUCCUACAGCAGCAGCCCAGACAGCACACCUAUGGGCAGCAUUGAGUCUCUCUCCUCUCACUCCUCUGAACAAAAUAGCACUACAAAGUCAGCCUCCUGCCAGCCCAGGGAGAAGCCUGGAGGGAUUCCCUGGAUUGCAACGCCAUCGUCUUCCAAUGGACAGAAGAGUCUUGGUGUCUGGACAACCAGUCCUGAAUCAAGCUCUCGAGAAGACGCAACCAAAACAGAUGCAGAAUCCGAUUGCCAGAGCGUGGCGUCAGUCACUAGCCCCGGGGACAUUUCGCCGCCCAUAGACCUGGUGAGGAAGGGGCCUUCUGGACUUUCAGGACUGAAGCGUCCCUCUGCUUCCUCUCUGAGAUCUGUUUCUGCAGCCGAGGGAAACAAGAGCUAUAGUGGAUCUGUUCAAAGCCUAACUUCUAUUGGUUCCAAGGAGACACCCAAAGCCACACCAAACCCAGAGCUGCCACCAAAAAUGUGCAGGAGGUCACGGCUGGAUCCUGCCUCUAGCAAUGGCUACCAGCGCCCUGGCUCCGUAGUGGCAGCAAAGGCCCAACUAUUUGAAAAUGUUGGUUCACUGAAGCCAGUUUCUUCUGGGCGCCAAGCAAAAGCCAUGUACUCCUGUAAAGCAGAGCACAGCCAUGAGCUGUCCUUUCCCCAGGGGGCGAUAUUUUCUAAUGUGUACCCAUCAGUGGAGCCGGGAUGGUUAAAGGCAACUUAUGAAGGCAAAACAGGACUAGUCCCUGAAAAUUACGUUGUCUUCCUCUAAUACUGUUUAGUGGAUGGCAGUAUCUUCAUGGUAUCCAUGGUAACAAAUAAUAAGUGCUAUGAUUUAUCUGACACAGAUAUGGGGAUCAGCCCUCGAAAUGAAAA